Messenger RNA from Momordica charantia (bitter melon), 2193 nucleotides. RefSeq lists its product as uncharacterized. Gene Ontology annotation, biological process: cytoplasmic stress granule assembly. Gene Ontology annotation, cellular component: cytoplasmic stress granule. NCBI's taxonomy places the organism in Eukaryota, Viridiplantae, Streptophyta, Magnoliopsida, Cucurbitales, Cucurbitaceae. The record is from RefSeq and is a predicted model, not a curated record. Gene Ontology annotation, molecular function: mRNA binding.
CAUAGCACGUAACGCAACAGCAAAAACUUCUCGUUUUCGUUUUCGUCUUCGUUUCCAUUUUCCAUUUUCCUCUCGUCGUCUUCUCCAUUAGAUCUUGUUUCUUCUGCAACACCAACCCUUUUCCUUUCACUCAGAGAUUUGAAACGAAACCAAACACCGAGGGAUCAGCCAAUCACACACAGAAACUGGCAUAUGGGUUGCAGAAACAGGGAUUUUUCGGAAGAUGAGACUUGUUCUUCCACGCUCAGCGAGGCCUUACUCUUUGCCACCAUGUGCCUCAUUGGCCUUCCCGUUGAGGUUCAUGUCAAAGAUGGCUCUGUCUAUUCCGGCAUCUUCCACACUGCCUGUCUCGACAAUGAAUAUGGCGUUGUUCUGAAGAAAGCUAGGAUGACAAAAAAGGGUAAAAGGAAUGUGAAUGUCGAUGAUGGCGCUGUAAUUGAUACUCUUAUUGUUCUUUCUGGUGAUCUUGUUCAAGUUGUCGCGACGGAAGUUCUACUCCCGGCUGGUAGUUUUUCCAAAAGUUUGGUUGGUUAUGAUAAUGAAGCCAUGGCCAAUGUUCCUGUUUCACUGCUUCCAACGGUGGAGGCUAAGACAUGUAUGGAGUCAUUCAAGGAGGGGAGUCAGAUUAAUCAAAUAAGCAGCAACUUGGUCCAAGAUCAAAAUGGGUUUGCUCAUGGUUCAGUGCCUACUAUAACUGGGAAGCAUAGCGAUGUUAGACAGCUUUUGCGAGAUAACAUUGAGAGCAACCAGGGGGAUGCACAGCAGAAAAGGGAAAGGAUUAAUUGCAAGAAGCCUGAAGAUGCCACUGACGCUGCAAUCAAUUGGAGACAGGACCCAGACAACCAAUUAAAAAGGGAGAAGGAUGAUCACAGUCAGGAAUUUGACUUGCAUAAAGGAGUCAAUGUUGAUCGAGUUCAAUCCUCUAUAUCAAGUGAGAAACCAUGCAUUGAAAGACCCACCUCAGCCAACACUACUCCAAAUGCAUUUUCAGUCGGUGUAUCAACUUCUUCACUUUCGUCCAUUGAUAGUAGCAUGGACUCAUGUCAUAGUUCUAUAACAUCGACAAUCGACGUAGCCUCUCCUCAUGGUUCAGAAUCCAAUAAAAGUUCCAAGGAAUUUAAGCUCAAUCCAAGAGCGAAACUUUUCUCUCCAUCUGUUGCAAACAACAUGACAGCAUCUCCUGCAACACCGGUGGUUGCAAACGUGGCUUACAUUUCAAACAGCUCACCAGUAGUACCUGUGGCUGUUGCACAGCCAGAGGUGGAGUUCAGUCCUUUUGUACCUCGUUCAUCUGUGCCUCCCGCAAAGUUUGUCCCUUAUGGCAACUCAAUAGCUGGUUUUGGUGGCAAUGUUGCUCAAUUUUCGCAACCUAUGGUGGGACAUGUGGGAACCAGGACGCAGCCACUUAGAUAUGUUGGUCAGUAUCCUCUCCAGGCUGGCCCAACCUUUGGGCCCCCAAAUUCUCAAGCAGUUAUGGUUGGACGUUUUGGGCAACUUGUUUAUGUGCACCCUGUCUCCCAUGACUUGGCUCAGGGUACAACAGUCGUCUCACCGGUAUCACCCUGCCCUUUGUUGACAACACAGCCAGCUCAAUACCCAAAACAUCAAGGAACUGCAGCAGCACAGCAGGCAUUGCAGUUUUGUGUUCCUCCGCCAUUUAUGGCCAGUGGACACCAACCGCUCGCCGCAGUGCCAAACCACAUUCCCAUUUUGCAGCCUUCCUUCCCGCUGAAUCGCCCAAUGCAAAUGCCAGGAUCUAAUGCAUUCUUCAGCACCAAGUUCACAUGAAUUUGUUCCAACUGUUAAUUCUUCGUGUAGUCAACCACAAGCUUAGCAAAAUUUUGGUCCUCAAAAGUUUUUUCCUAUUUUGUUCUGUUAAUGGCAUUUAUUUUCUUGUGUGGGAGGGAGAUGCAUUGUUUCCAUUCAAUUCAAGACAUUUUUCUUUUGAUUGGUGGGAUGAGGUCUGUUGAACUUUGUAUAGGAUGAACUAAAAUUUGUUUAGGAUGAGCAUUAUUUCUUGUGAGGGAGGGGAACUGUGUGGCCAUUGUCCUUCAUAUGAGUUGGUUUAAAAUUACAGAGGUGUGAAGAAAAUUAAAAAGAAAAGGAAAAGAAAAGGCAGGAUACUAUUCUUUUGACUUUGGUAGCCAUCUUGAAUAAAUGUGAUCUCUUGCUGAUUACAAUGUUCAGAGAUAA